GAGUAUUCACCACCAUUAUAAAUAUGCCAUAGACAGCAAAGUCUUUCUCCAUUCUCCUACACAUCCAAUCCACUACCUGCCAAAGGACAUUCACAUGUCUUUGUCUGUUGUAACUUGUGAAUAGAAAUAGCUCCUCCAUCCUUUGCUUCCACUUGGUUCUCCACAAACUGUGCACUACUCAUUAUCCACACCACAUGCACAUGAUUUUUCACCUACGAAUCAUCAAGAACUAGCCAUUGGUUUGUUCAAGCUUAGAGGAAGUAUAUAUUUUCUUUAAUUUCUCCCUGAUUUUAGUUGUUUUGAUGGAUUCAGCAAUUCUCUUUGUAGUUUCUUGCUUGUUAGCUCUGUCACUGCCCUCAGAAGUUGAACCAAGAAAAGUUAAUCCUCAAAUUACUGUAAUGGGUAUUGUUUACUGUGACACCUGCUCCAACAACACCUUCUCCAGGCACAGCUACUUCUUACCAGGUGCGGAAGUUAGAAUAGACUGUAAAUUCAAAGCAAUUUCUCCAAGAACCAUAGAAGAGAUUGAAUUCUCGGUCAACAGAACUACGGAUAAACAUGGAGUCUAUAAGUUGGAAAUACCGUCGGUCGAUGGAAUUGAAUGCGCGAGAGAUGAAGCGAUCGAGUCCUCCUGCAGGGCAAGCUUGAUGUGGAGCACAUCUUCUUUGUGCAAUGUUCCUGGUUACAGAACCACAUCCGGUGAGAUCGCGGUAAAAUCAAGACGAGCCAAUCUCUGUAUUUACAGUUUAAGUGCACUAAAUUAUAGACCAUCCAGGAGAGAAAAUUGGUUAUGUUAAAUCUAGGAAAGUGUACUUCUCCCCGUUAUGCUAAUGCUUAUUUGCUGCCUUUAAAUUUGUUA
This is a messenger RNA of Rhododendron vialii, 859 nucleotides long. Its product is annotated as major pollen allergen Ole e 1-like. The record is from RefSeq and is a predicted model, not a curated record. Lineage: Eukaryota; Viridiplantae; Streptophyta; Magnoliopsida; Ericales; Ericaceae. Bases 303 to 797 code for a protein of 164 amino acids. The transcript has 2 exons.